AUGAACUCCCUAAACAUCAUCUCGGCCCGAGUAUCACCGACGUCCAGCCCGACCACGUCUCGAUCGAACUCUAUAAGCGCACUCAGUCUAGCCCACCAUCUUAGCAAGGAGGAGGACGAUAAUCUUGGGUCGCGCAGCAACGAAGAGCUGUUGGGCCUAGUCAACAAAAACAACACACUGCCAGAAGAACCCGAGGACAAGGAUACAACUGCGCAAGGGGGAUACCAUGGACAGGACUACGACCCCGACGAGAAGACCCCUCUGCUAGCCCAAGGCCAGCCCAAGUCGCCGACCACAUGGAAACCCCUCCCCAAGCGCUUCGCGUUCGCCAUUGUCGAGUCCAUACGCUGGCUGCUCAUGACGAUUGCUGCGCCCGGCCUCUACUUGAUCGCCUUGUUCUACGAUGCCGAGGGCAACUUUGCGCCCACCAAACAACUACGGAAACUGUUCGGGCGAUAUGGAGGAAAUGCGAAGGAAAUGGCGAUGGAUUACCAUGAGGCAGCUGCCCUCUCUGACGCUAACCUGGACGGGACGGGCAGCGGAGGAAGCCUUCGCAAGUCACGAAAGUCUCGCCUCCGUUCUAGCGGCUCUUCAUCGUCAGGACUCUCCUCCGAGUCCGAAUCGGAAACGGAAAACCAGAGGGGUAGUAACAGCAGCGGGCGACGUCUCAAAUCGAAGUCAUCCCAAGACUCUGAAGAAAUCGCCCCGGCACGACGCUCCAUAAGAAUCAAGCUUCACUCGGACGCCGACUCCCUACGACAGCGCAAGCAGCGAAAGGACCGCUCCUCCGCCUCCGGCCGAUCUACCACUAAUAGUGACGGCAAUGGCGGGUCCGGCCAGCAAAACCUCAGUGUUCCCGGCAACGACAUCUCGGCUCAGCUCAAGUCACCGACCUCACCCGUCGGUGCUCUAACCAAGUACCCCAAGACGCCCGCGCCCCCGAGGCCUCUGAUCCCCAAGCGCCAGCCCUCAUACAAGAUCAGCGCCGUCGACCCAGCCAACCUCAAGCACCAAAAGACGCUCAUCCUCGACCUCGACGAGACCCUAAUCCACUCCAUGUCCAAAGGCGGCCGCAUGUCCUCGGGCCACAUGGUCGAAGUGCGACUGAACACGACUUAUGUGGGCGUGGGCGGGCAACAGACCAUCGGGCCGCAGCAUCCCAUCCUCUACUACGUGCACAAGCGCCCGCACUGCGACGAGUUCUUGCGACGUGUCAGCAAGUGGUACAACCUGGUGGUGUUCACGGCGUCGGUGCAGGAGUAUGCGGACCCCGUGAUCGACUGGCUGGAGAGCGACCGCAAGUACUUCUCGGCUAGGUAUUAUCGGCAGCAUUGCACGUUUAGGCAUGGGGCGUUUAUCAAGGAUCUGAGCUCGGUGGAGCCGGAUCUGAGCAAGGUGAUGAUAUUGGAUAAUAGCCCGUUGAGCUAUAUGUUUCAUCAGGACAAUGCAAUACCCAUACAAGGCUGGAUCAGCGACCCGACUGACCUCGACUUGAUGUACUUGAUACCGUUCCUCGAAGGUCUGCAGUACGUGUCGGACGUGAGAGCCCUGUUGGCCUUGAGAGACGGAGAGGAUGGGCAGCAUACGGCUUGA
Molecule: messenger RNA, 1593 nt
Organism: Neurospora tetraspora
Lineage: Eukaryota; Fungi; Ascomycota; Sordariomycetes; Sordariales; Sordariaceae
Product: HAD-like domain-containing protein
Exons: 2
Coding region: 1-1593 (530 amino acids)
Molecular function (GO): phosphoprotein phosphatase activity
Source: RefSeq, a predicted model, not a curated record